GUAAGCACUGCAAGAGACCUCAUCUCCUCAUUCUCCUGUGCUUUGGAUUUGCUGCAACGGUCAUUUCUCUCCACGAGUCGCAGAAUUUGCGGUAAUGGUUCUGACUCUUGUAUGGUUAUUUCUUCUUCUCUGCAACUCGUCUGUUCUUGUGGGCUCUUUGAAUGAUGAAGGCGUUGCUCUUUUGUCACUCAAACGGUCCGUUAGUGAUGACCCAGAAAGGUCAUUGAAUAACUGGAACUCAUCUGAUGACAACCCGUGUUCAUGGAAUGGGAUUACUUGCACAGAAGGUAAAGUUGUUUCUAUUAGCAUACCUAAGAAGAAGCUUCUUGGGUUUCUUCCUUCUGCUCUAGAAUCCCUCACUGUGCUCCGGCAUGUCAAUCUCAGGAACAAUAAGUUCUAUGGGAGCUUGCCCGUAGGUUUGUUUAAUGCGCAGGGGCUCCAAAGUUUGGUUCUUUAUGGGAAUGCUUUUUCUGGGUCUAUCCCUCCUGAUAUUGGCAAGCUUAGUUACCUUCAGAAUUUAGAUUUAUCGCAGAACUUUUUGAAUGGGUCGUUACCCACUUCGCUAAUUCAAUGCAAGAGAUUAAGAUCUCUCGAUCUCAGCCAAAACAGUUUCACUGGUUCUUUGCCAUCUGGGUUUGGUACUGCUCUGGUUGCUCUGGAAAAACUCAAUCUUUCAUACAAUAAAUUGAGCGGUUCCAUUCCUAGCGACAUGGGUAAUCUCUCGAGCUUGCAAGGAACUGUUGACCUAUCUCAUAAUUUGUUCAGUGGUCCAAUACCAUCCAGUCUUGGGAAUCUUCCGGAGAAGGUUUACAUCGAUCUUUCUUACAACAAUCUAAGUGGGCCGAUACCUCAGAGUGGUGCUCUCGUGAACAGAGGACCUACGGCCUUCAUUGGGAACUCAGGGCUCUGUGGACCUCCAUUGAAGGACCCCUGUUCUUCAGACACCACUGCUGACGGUGCUCCAUCUUCGUCCCCCUUCAUACCCAAUAACUCAUCUACAACACCGGACAAUGGCUCUGGUAAGAGUGGAAGAAGCAGAGGACUGAGUAAGAGUGCCGUGAUUGCGAUUGUGGUGAGUGAUGUAGUUGGAAUUUUCCUCAUUGGGUUGUUGUUCUCUUACUGUUACUUAAAAGUGUGCGAUGGUGGGAAAGGUAAAGAUGCCCGUGGUAAUAAUUUUGAGAAAGGAUCAAAGGGGAGAAAGGAGUGGUUGUGCUUUAGGAAAGAUGAAUCUGAGACUUUAUCAGAAAAUAUCGAGCAGUACGAUCUUGUUCCACUGGAUACGCAGGUGGGUUUCGAUCUGGAUAUGCUUCUGAAGGCAUCUGCCUUUGUUUUGGGUAAAAGUGGAAUUGGCAUUGUAUAUAAAGUUGUGCUUGAAGAUGGGAUUACCUUAGCUGUGAGGAGAUUGGGUGAAGGAGGUUCUCAAAGGUUUAAGGAAUUUCAGACUGAAGUAGAAGCGAUAGGGAAGCUCAGGCAUCCCAACAUUAUAAGUCUUAGAGCCUAUUACUGGUCUGUCGAUGAGAAGCUACUCAUCUAUGAUUACAUACCUAAUGGCAACCUUGCCACUGCUAUUCAUGGGAAGGCUGGUAUACCAUCGUUUACACCCCUGAGGUGGUCUGUUAGACUCAGAAUCAUGAGAGGAAUAGCGAAAGGUCUAACUUAUCUACAUGAAUUCAGCCCCAAAAAGUAUGUUCAUGGCGAUCUGAAGCCAAACAAUAUACUACUUGGACAGAACUUGGAGCCUCGAAUUGCUGACUUUGGACUUGGGCGCCUCGCCAAUAUAGCUGGAGGCUCUCCAACACUGCAAUCCAAUCGAAUGUCUUCAGAGAAACCAAUGCAACAACAGAGUGCACCAUCCGAAGUUAUUACAAUUAGUCCAACUCCAUCCAUAAGCUCAGGAUCUUGUUAUCAAGCUCCUGAAGCCAUGAAAAUGGUGAAGCCAUCACAGAAGUGGGAUGUUUACUCAUAUGGGGUGAUUUUACUGGAAUUGAUUUCUGGACGAUCAUCAGUGAUCCAAAUGGGCACAUCAGAAAUGGAUCUGGUUCGGUGGAUACAGCUCUGCAUUGAGGAAAAAAAGCCAUUAUCAGAUGUCUUGGACCCCUUUUUGGCUGGAGAAUCUGACAGGGAAGAGGAGAUGGUUGCAGUUCUGAAAAUUGCUCUGGCCUGCAUUCAGACCAGUCCUGAGAGGAGACCUUCUAUGAGAUAUGUCUCAGAUGCUAUGGCUAAAUUGACCACCUCUACAAAUUGAGAAAGAAAGCACAAUUGGCGCAUUAAAUCCAAUUCCAUGAACGAUCUUGAAAUUUGUAAUUCAGGAGCAGCAGAAGAAUUGAGUACUGGUGAGAUACCCAUGAGGCUGGAGUUCUCAGUGAAAACUUGAUCUAUUGUUUGGUUGAAGAAAAGAAAGUAAAAUGAAACAACAAUAACUUUUCCAUAACUUGGUUGAAUAGAUAUGGAUAUAAUAAAUUCUGGUUUGGUACUUAAAAACCAGGUCAUUCUGUUAAUGAAUAAUGUAUGUUAUUUGUUGAUUAAAAA
Molecule: messenger RNA, 2529 nt
Organism: Telopea speciosissima
Lineage: Eukaryota; Viridiplantae; Streptophyta; Magnoliopsida; Proteales; Proteaceae
Product: receptor protein kinase-like protein ZAR1
Exons: 2
Coding region: 95-2245 (716 amino acids)
Biological process (GO): protein phosphorylation
Molecular function (GO): protein binding; protein kinase activity; ATP binding
Source: RefSeq, a predicted model, not a curated record